Messenger RNA from Manihot esculenta (cassava), 393 nucleotides. RefSeq names its product basic blue protein. Gene Ontology annotation, molecular function: electron transfer activity. Gene Ontology annotation, cellular component: plasma membrane. The transcript is spliced from 2 exons. The record is from RefSeq and is a predicted model, not a curated record. NCBI's taxonomy places the organism in Eukaryota, Viridiplantae, Streptophyta, Magnoliopsida, Malpighiales, Euphorbiaceae. The coding region runs from base 1 to 393 and encodes 130 amino acids.
AUGGCCAUGGCAAGAGAAGGUGGAAUCCUUGCAAUUUUGAUGCUUCUGCUACCUUGUUUCGAGACCACUCAGUCAACUACCUACAAGGUUGGAGGUGAUGAGGGUUGGAGUCCAACCAUUAGCAUGGAAGCUUGGUCCUUACAAUACAAGUUUUAUGCUGGUGACAAACUUGUAUUCGACUAUGAUGAACAGUUGUACAGUGUGAACUUGGUGGAUAAAAAAGGGUAUGAGACAUGCACAGUUACUAAGAAUGCUAAAACCUUUGAAUCGGGACAUGAGGAAAUUUCUCUUGCUUUUGGACCAAAUUACAUCAUAGAUGGUAAUCCUGAAAAUUGUGUGAAUAGUAUGAAACUUUCAAUCAAUGCCACCGCUCGUCCACCACAACGGCUGUGA